GUACGAGAUUGUUUGAUGGACUCAACAGAAGUUCGAGGCCGAUCAGAUGGAGAGGGUUGCCUGGUAUGCAGCGGAGCGCGGACUCGAUGUGCCCGGCACGGGUGGUGCAAGGGGAGGAGAGGCGGGGCGGCGUCCGGCGGAGGGAGGGGUCGGGGGAGAUGGUGGGCAUGGUGCGGCAGACCCCACUUUGGGUGGUGGAGGCGGUGAGACGGAGGAGGGCGUGAUCCACGUAGAUCGCGAGGCGUGUGGCCCGGGUGAGGAGGGAGUCCUGGAACGGGAGGACGUGCCAGAGUUUUAUCCGGGCACUGGGGAGAGUUCCCCGCGCGCGGUGCUCCCUAACCACCGCGAGAUUGCGAGUAUGCGGGCGGUGGAGACCCACCGUGCGGAGUUGGUGGAGGAGUUGGAGGAGGUGAGGCAGCCAUUCUGGGUGACUGGUGCCACCCUCCUCUCCGAUGGGAGGAAAUCACGAGACGGGAGACCGAUCAUGAAUUUCCUUGCUGCUGGCUCUCGAGGGGUCGUCGUGUAUACGACGAUCAAUCGAGAGGGCGAGGCGGACGAUGCAGUGCACGUCCUUCGGAGAUGGGUUACCAUCUUCCACGAGUUCAGCCUCGGCGGGCCGCAGCGGAUCAAUGCGAUAUGCAGUCGGGUCGGGCGCGCCAGAGUUGCAGCAUUGCGCUCUUCGGGUGAUACACAUGUGGUCUUGCGCCUCUCUCCAGCGGAGAGGAACUGGGCAGUCCACGAGGGCAUUCACACGAAGAAGCGCAACCAGUUGGCCUUCGAGAAGGUCGUGCAACUCGUUGAGAUCACCGCAAAUGUGCGGUUGACUGAGUAUCAGCGGGCCGGAUGCGGUUAUGUGCUGCCAUGGCAGCGGGACGAGGGCAUGCGGGAUUGCCAGGCAGGACUCGAGUUGGAGCCUGUGCGCUCGAGGACUCGCAGGGGGAUGACGGAGGAGGAGAUUGCCCGUCAGGUUGCACUUAUUACCCGGGAUCCCAUCGGGGCGUCCGCACCACCCUCGGCUGAUGCCGUUUUCGAUAGACGUAAUUGCAUUUUUCAUCCCAACCCUAGGGAGGACGACUCAGACGAGGAGCCGAUACCCGAGGCGGCAGAUGACCCUGCGCUCCGCAUUCCCCGGGAGAUCGACGAGACGCACGAGGAUCCCGACUCCGAGGAGACGAGGGCACACACUGCACGACGGGCGGCAGACCGGGUGGAGAGGGAGAUGCUGGGGGGAGACGAGGACUUAUGGGGCCCAUUCGGUGAGGUCGCUUCCACUGGCGGCCCAGAGGCGCAGGCGACUACCCCCACUCCGACGAGGCGGGAUUCGUCCAUGCCGCCACCUCCUGCUCCGAGUCCUGCACCACCAUUGCCCGUCUCGCCACUUCAGCCGGACAGGGAGGAGUUAGGGUCCUCUUUGCCUCAGCACGGCCUUCUCCACAGAGGCGUGGCAGAGGAGGGGGCACCUUCGGGAGCAACAGUGGAGAGUUUAGUGGCACCAGCGGCGGUGCCGGACGGGACGAUCGCAGCCGCGGUGGAGGAGAUAGCAGCAGCAUCAGUGCUGGAGGAGGAUCCACCGGCGGCAGGAGGAGGUGCAGCAGUGGAGGGGCAGGUGGCAGCAGCAGCAGGAGCAGGAGCAGCAGCAGUGGAGGUUGAGGUGGCAGCAGCAGUGGAGCAGGAGGAGGCACCGUCGGCAGCUGCAGUGGAGGAGGAGAUAGCCGCACAAGCAGAGGUGCAGCGUGGGGGCGAUGACGAGCGCCUUAUGCAGCAGUUCCUCACGGAGGAGCUCGGUCCGGGCAUAGCGCGUGUGAUCCCGGGUGUGGCGAGGGGGUUUGGGAUUUCAGAUUCGGAGAUGGGGAUCCACUUAGACUUAGAUUUGUCGAUGGGCCUUCCACCUAGUUGCGGCGGGGCGACAUCGACGGACCGGGUUCCAUUGAGGGACGAGGCGCCUGGACAGACUUCGAUGCAGACCGCGAGAGAGAGGACGAGGACUGAGUCUCCAGAUGCAGCAUGCGACAUCAUGGAGCGAGAGAGGGCUAGACUUUUAGCAUCGACUGACCCACGUGCUCAAGCGUUCGCACGGGCCGUAAAGGAGGCCAGGCGUCGAGAGAUAGGAGGGGAUUAUGUGCAGGGUGGGGUGGUGGCGGGGAAGGACGUUGCGAAGGGAGUGGCAGCAAAGCCGGUACCCGAGGCUAUGCCGGGUGGAGCAGAGGCAGCGGACGUUGCUGUGGAGGGACGGCCUCAGGCGGUGGAUGAGGCUGUGCAGGCACGACAGCGGCGAGUCGAGGGGGCUAUAGACUCACGACGCGAGGUCCAGGAGACAGCGACGGGUACAGUCGUUCCCCACUUUGCUCCGCAGGAGGUCCGUCGUCCGUUGGAUGCAGAGGAGUUGGCGAGAGAGGUUGUGCGCGAUGUUACUCGCUUGGACCGGCGCAUCUUCGACCGGAGGCUCGAGCAUCCACCAUGGCAGUCGAUCCCUUCGGUUACAUGGGGUCCUGCGUCGCCCGUGUGGUCUGGGUCUACCUCCACCGGAGGACAUACCACGGGACAUGUUCUAGGGGUUUCGGGUGGCGUGACGGAGACAGCGCCACGCACAGGAGACAUGCCACCCCCUCCUCCCAGAGCACCUGCAGGUGAUCCAUCAUCGUCGCCCAUAGGCAGAGGCUCUCGAUCCCCACACACGCCUGGGAGAUCUAGGAUUCGUGACACGACAGCAGUUCAGCAGGACGUGUGUGACACGACGAUAUUCGGGAGGACAGAUAUAGAUUUGGAUUCCACCCAUUGUGUCACGGAGCACACUGCAUGCCUUCAGCCGAGCUUGGGAGGAGGAGGCGCUAGGACGACUGCGGCGAGGGAGGUACCGGCUUCAGGUUGUGAGCCUCAGCGAGGUCGUGGCAGAGGAGUGUCCACCGAGACCUUGGAGUACGCUUUGAGAGCAGCGACGCAUGCCGUGCAGGAGCAGACUUCACGCAAGCGUGGAGUGCCCCCUCGUCCACGCCCCGUGCCUGGAGAGGGAGGCGCAACACUUGGAGAGAGUUCGGGGGCGGAGGGGUUGGGGAUGCCUGGAUCUCGCCGUGAGCAGACCAUUGCAGAGGCUAGUGCGAGGGUUGUUGUGUUGAGGAAGGGAGGAGGCCCAGUCACCAUUGAGGAGGAUGAUCCUGAUACGGAUGCGGCUGUGCGGGAUGCGGACGAGGACUACGAGGGCGAGGAGGGGGAAGUGGAGGAGAGCAGAAGCGGUUCCGAUGGUGACAACGACGACGACUACGAUGAGCCCCCACCUUCCCGAGGACCCCCACCGACGCGUGCAUCUAGACGCUCCGCUGCACGGACUUCUUCAUCCUCACGAGGGAGGAAGAGGUAGACAUCCGGCACUCAAGGGGGCACGAGGAGAUAGCGGGAACGGGAAGAAGGGUCGUUGACCGAUGAGGCCAACACUCCGCUUCUCCCCUACUCG
This is a messenger RNA of Chara braunii, 3448 nucleotides long. NCBI's taxonomy places the organism in Eukaryota, Viridiplantae, Streptophyta, Charophyceae, Charales, Characeae. The record is from the annotation of a GenBank genome assembly.